This is a messenger RNA of Xyrauchen texanus (razorback sucker), 2227 nucleotides long. It is a transcript of the gene cep15, whose product is annotated as chromosome 32 C3orf14 homolog. The transcript has 4 exons. The record is from RefSeq and is a predicted model, not a curated record. Bases 185 to 622 code for a protein of 145 amino acids. NCBI's taxonomy places the organism in Eukaryota, Metazoa, Chordata, Actinopteri, Cypriniformes, Catostomidae.
GCUUUCGAGAGGAGCUUUGCUUUCGGGUAGUAGUAUGGCAGCAUAUAAAAAUGACGGCUUGUGAUAAUAUAAUGGUUUUGGUUGGGUGUGUUGGCUGAAUUGCCUUUGUUAAAUGUAUCAGUCAGGCACUCAAAAUCACAUGAUAGUGUUUCUAUUCAUUUGAAAUUACCAACGGCUUUCAUAAAUGGCCUCUCAUACACACGAAGAGUUUGAACUGAGCAAGAAGCAUGAAGAUAUACUUGGAAAAAGAGCAUUGCUUCUGCAGCAGAUGGAAGCACAUUAUGAACAGCAGAAAGCUAAGAAAGAACAGCAGUCUCUGAUGUCUCAAGCUGCGAAGGAGAGGAAUGCCCAGAUCCUUAAGGAUUUACAGGUUGUUGAAAAAAGUCUUCAAACAAGACAGCUUCUUCAUCCAGAUAUAAUUAACCUUGAGACACGUUAUUGGGCCUCAGUUGAACGGAAACUGCCAGAAUGGGAGGAAUAUUUGCUUGGGAAAGGACAGGCACCGGCAAGUGAGACUGAUAGAUCAUUUAAACAACCGAGACUGAAAACUAGGCAACAAGACCUCUCACCUGCUCAAGGCAGGGGUAAGCCCCCUCGACCCAAACCUAGAUCAGCUGUCUGAUACACUGGCGGCCAAAAGUUUGGAAUAAUAUAAAAAUAUUGCUGUUUUGGAAGGAAAUUGGUACAUUAAUUUAACAAAGUGGCAUUCAACUGAUCACAAAGUGUAGUCAGGACAUUACUGAUGUAUAAAAACAGCACCAUCACUAAUUUAAAAAAGUUAUUUUUGAUCAAGAGAUGCCCCAUUUCCAGCAGCCAUGACUCCAACACCUUAUCUUUGAGUAAUCAUGCUAAAUUGCUAAUUUGGUAUUAGAAAACCACUGGCCAUUAUGUCAAACACAGUUGUAAGCUGUUUGAUUGUUAAAUGAAGCUUAACAUUGUCUUUGUGUUUGUUUUUGAGUUGCCACAGUAUGCAAUAGACUGGUAUGUUUUAAGGUCAAUAUUAGGUCAAAAAUUGCAAAAAAAUGACGUCUUUCUCUAGAAACUCAUCUGUAAAUCAUUGUUUUGAGGAAUAAAGGCUAUACAAUGCUUGACAUUGCCAAAAAACUGAAGAUUUCAUACAAAGGCGUACAAUACAGUCUUCAAAGACAAAGGACAUCUGGCUCUAAUAAGGACAGAAAGAGAUGUGGAAGGCCAGAUGUACAACUAAACAAUAAAUAAAUUGUCUCUAGUUUGAGAAAUAGAUGCCUCACAUAUCCUCAGCUGACAUCUUCAUUGAAUUCUACCUGCUCUACACCAGUGUCAUGUACUACAGUAAAGAGAAGACUCAGGGUUGCAGGCCUUAUGGGAAGAGUUGCAAAGAUAAAGCCACAUUUGAAACAGAAAAUAAAAGUUUAGAGUGGCAAAGAAACAGAUAUUGGAGAACAGAUAAUUGGAAAAGAGAGUUAUGAAUCUUAACCCCAUUGAGUUUUGUGGAAUCAGCUAGACUGUAAGGUGCGUGAGAAGUGCCCGACAAGACAGUCACAUCUAUGGCAAGUGCUACCGGAAGCAUGGGGUGAAAUGUCACCUGAGGAUCUGGACAAUCUGACAGCUAGAAUGCAAAGGAUCUGCAAAUCUGUCAUUGCUGCACUUGGAGGAUCUUUUGAUGAGAGCUCUUUGAGGUAGUUUUAAGAAGUUCUGAAUAUUGUUUUCAAAUUGUAAUAGAAAUUGUUCAAGUUAUUAAUGUCCUGACAUUGUGAUCAGUUGAAUGCCACUUUGAUGAAUAAAAGUACCAAUUUAUUUCCAUAAGAGCAAAAUAUGUACAUUAUUCCAAACUUUUGGCCACAAGUGUAUGUAACUUACAUAGCCUUGAAAGGAACUCUCACUCUACAUUGUAAAUUAAAAACAAAUGUAUUAGCUUGCCUUUUAUGUAAUUUACAUAUACAUUUUAAAAUAAAUUCUGGAAUAUAUAGAUGAUAAUAAAUUUGAAUAAAAUAUAAACAUAUAGAAUGUAUGCAUUUAUAUACAGAAUGGAUGCUUAUUGUAAUUAUUGAGGAUUUUUUUUUUUUUUUUUUACAAUUAAGAGUAUAUCCACAUGGGGGCAGUACUGACUUUACUUUCUGUAAUAGUACCAAAAUCCUGUCUUCUGUUCAUGGAAAGAACAAUAAAAUAAAUGAAUGAACUACAAGACAUAAAACUAUUAAUCUUUUACCUGUUAUUAUUUUUUUUGUUUAUAAUUUUUUUACCUACG